AUGACUCAGACAGACAAGACAGAAGAGUCUCCAAUCUUCAGCCAUUUCAUAGGAGAAGAAUCCCCAAUAUUUCCCCCCAAUGCUAGAGAAAGCCCGGCUGUCACUCCCAAUGAACAGAGCACAGACCAAUGGUCAACAAAAGACAGAAGGAAAGUCCCCAACAUCACCAAACGCCAGAAGAUAUCUUGGCAAAGAACCAAUGACAAGAAGUGGGAUAUGUUCGACAACGAUCUUGACAUUAUCCUUCAGACCACUCUCCAAGGUAGGGUAGAAAGGAAAAUCAACAUCUUGACCACCCUAGUCUACUCACUGGGUCUUGAACAAUUCGGCACUGAUGAAAAGGAGAGUCAGCCGAAACCAGCUCCUUACCCAAACAGGAGGGAACGUGAAAAGAAGAAGGUCAGGGAAGAGCUUAAUUCCCUGAUAAAGAGAUACAAGAAGGCCAAUGAAUUCAUCAAGACUCUGCUUGGCGAAGAGAGGGGAGGUAGCCUUCAAAGUGACCAGGAGGAAGUAGCCCAGUACCUAAGAGAAGUCCACUCAAACCCAGAAGGGGCCCAGCCUUUAGGUGACUGUGACAAGAUAACACCUGCCGAUCACCCACAGUUCCCAUUGGACCUGAAAGAGCCAACACUCCAAGAAGUCAGAUAUGUUGUCAAUAAAGCAAGAGCCUGCUCUGCUCCUGGCCCAAGUAGUAUUCCAUACAAGGUAUACAAGAAAUUCCCAAAGCUGCUGAGAAGACGUUGGCUCCUCCUUAGAGCUGUAUGGAAGAAAGGCUCGGUUCCUGAAUGCUGGCAGGCAGCAGAGGUCUAUUUUGCCCCUAAAAAGAAACACUUAAAGAAUGUCAAGCAAUUUCGAAACAUCUCACUUCUCAGUGUCGAAGGGAAGAUAUUUUUCUCUAUCUUGGCAAGACGGCUUUCCAUAUACAUGACCACCAACACCUACAUUGAUACAUCAGUACAGAAGGUUGGCAUCCCUGGAUUCUCAGGGUGUGUUGAACACACAAGUGCCCUCACUCAACUGCUUUACGAGGCUAGAAUAAACAAGAUGAACCUGACGAUUGUGUGGCUAGACCUCGCCAACGCCUAUGGCUUCAUCCCCCACCAGCUUAUCCAAGAAGCACUACAGCAUUACCAUGUACCAGAGCAUGCAAGAAGCCUCAUACGGAGCUACUACAGCAAUAUCCACCUCAGGUUCUCAUGCAAGAGCUUCACAACAUCUUCAUCGCUCAAAAAGGGUAUAGUCACAGGCUGUUCUAUUUUCGUGAUUCGCUUUGUAAUGGGAAUGAAUAUGAUCCUGAGAGUAGGGGAAAGAGAAACACGAGGGCCACUUACCAACACAGGCAUCCGUCUAACCAGCAAACAGAUGAUUCAUGGAUGA
Molecule: messenger RNA, 1377 nt
Organism: Dreissena polymorpha
Lineage: Eukaryota; Metazoa; Mollusca; Bivalvia; Myida; Dreissenidae
Exons: 2
Coding region: 1-1377 (458 amino acids)
Source: RefSeq, a predicted model, not a curated record